CGGGAGCAAUUAAAUGUGUGAUGUCAGUCGGUUGGGAAAGACAGGCAUAGUUUGGUCAGUCAGAGGUUGGACUAGUGAAGGAUUUGCUGCUUUGUACAUCUGUAGAACGCCGUUUUCCCGCGGUUUUGUCACUUACCACGCGGAAUGUCGCGGUCGUCAAGGAGCAAUGAACAGGUUGUCAUGGUAACGACUGGUGUUAGAAUUCCCCACCGUGUCUGCCUUUAAGACGGCAGUGAUACGAAAAUAGUAAAUAAGGACUGUUGUAGGGAUACCGCGAGAGGUAUGCCAGAGUCUACGAGGAAGGACAUCACACCUGCUAGGGUACGGGCAGAGAGACAAUGAACUUCCUCUCUUCAGACACUUUAGUUGCAGAAUGGCCGUCUGUUGAUAACGGUCUCCGUAAACCGUCUUAGCCCAAGACCGCUUGACCGGGAACACAGCUCCCAGUGGAAGCAAUAGAGGCGCGACAAUCCUCACUUCGUUUGAACAUCUAACAGGCAUACCUAAUACCGUGAGCCUAUAGAUCGUUGAUGGCACUCCGUUAUGCAACCUGGCUCCUCGUUGAAACGACCUAGCACCGGGACAUGGCCGCAAACCCGGUAACAUGUGUGGCAGACUUCCAUAAGCGGAUUGGGAGCUAUCGUCUGCUUGUAUGUGUCAGCGUUGACCACACAGGUGGCUGUGUCCUGACAGGUUGACCAGCACAGCUCGCGUGUGUCCGGCAGCGCAGACUGACCAGUGUGGACAGCAGCAGACGACGGUAGCACAGGCUGGUCAGUAGCAGACGACAGGUCGAGAGAGAAGAGGGUGAGGUUGGGACUGGCACUAGGAUGCGUGAUGGUGGUGACACGGUGAAGCGGCUUCAAGGUAGCGCUCAACAUUUGUAGAUCGGAUACCUCGGUAGCUUAAUUACGUGAAGAGAAUCAGUGAUGUAGCUGGCGUGUGUGUGUCCUAUGAGUGGUGGCGGAGUAUUGGUGUGCGGGCGGGAACUGCCUUUCCUCCAUGCGCUUGCUUUUGGUGGAUCAACUUCUAGAUGCGAUCGUUGGAAUGUUCUGUUGUGGGAGACUGCAGGAGGAAGAGGAGUCGAUGGCACAGAGUCCUGACAGGUAUAAAUCACCACGAGAAAAAGGACUAGCCGAAGAAAAACGACAUGAGCGAUUGACGCAAGGUGGACCAGAGCCGGCGAGUAGCAGCCGACACAGCGGUGAAGACAACAAGACUUCACACGGAACCACUCACUCGCGGCAUGUAGGUACCGCCAGCACUGACGCAAGUAAGGGAGAUACUACACCAAAAACUACUGAUUCUAACCAUGGUGCUAAAUCCAAAACUUCCAAUGGAGCGUUUGAAAUGGGAAUAAAAAGUAUGGAGGUUCUUGACGAUUCUUUUGUGGUUCAGACAGUGGAGAUUAUAAAGAGACCUGGUCAGACACUAGGCUUCUACAUAAGAGAGGGAAAUGGGUUUGACAGACAGGAUGGUGUUUUCAUUUCUAGAAUUCAGAUGGGAACAGUCGCUGAAAGUAAUGGUCUUCUCCAUGUAGGAGAUGAGAUUUUAACUGUUAAUAAUGUGAAAGUGGGCAAAAUGUCUCUCGACGAUGUGGUUAUAUUAAUGUCAAUUCCUAAGAAGUUAGUGCUUACAAUCAGGACUCGAAGGAAUUGCAAUAAGAACAAAUCCUGUCCAUCUCUAGCACUUACAGAAAAGGAUGAGGAACUUCCCAUUGUUGUUCUUAAAAAGGGAAGGUCAUCUUCAGCGUCACAGUUAGAGAUGACAGAAAAGUGCCCAGAUGCCUUUGAAUCUUAUGCUCAGCAUCCAUUUUACUCAGCAGACUUUGCUACCAAAAGAGAACCCUUACCUGAGAAGCCUACCUCAUCUCGCUAUGCCAGUAUUUUUAUUUCUCCUCAAAGAGCUGAGGCCAGGUUGUUACCUGAUGAAUCAAUGGAUAGUGGUAAUUCAAGUGAUGGUUCCCUGCCUCGGAGUCAUGGGAGUGGUGACUCGGGAACCAGGGAUAGACUGUUUGUAGGGGGCGCUUCAGGAGGAGUUGUGGAAGGGGAGGGUAUGUUGGAAAGUCCAGGUUCAUAUCUCAGUCCAUCUUCAACAAUGCUGGGACAGCAUGGGUUUUCAGGAGAUAGGGAAUAUCUAAAGUAUCUCAUUCCAGAUGGAUUUGGAAGGAGACAACCACCAAAGUCGCCAUCCAAAACAGCACCUAUUUCUCCUCAUAUGCCCCCAGGGAGAUCUAGUUUGUCAGAUGACAGUACAGGAAUAUAUAGUAGUGAAUCCCCAUAUGCUCAGUCUUAUAGGGAUUAUGUGAAUGUGUCAUAUAGGGGCUUUCAUGAGGACAGAAGAUCUCAGGAGAGAUUGAGGGAUUUGUUACAUUCCAAAUCUAGAUAUGGAAGAUUGCUACGAAGCAGAUCUCCAGAAUGUUAUAACUCUGACUCUGAAAUUUUGUACACACACCCUCGUCCAGUAGACUCUCGAGGAUUUGCCUCGGAUUAUGAAACUUACGCAGGAGCAAUAAGUGAUGAUGAUGGACCUGUGUAUUCUAUCCCUCAUCUACCAGCAAGCAGCAGCUCGGAACUUCAGCAGCUCUUGAAGAAAUUUACAACACUUUCUCAAGAACUGCAGCAAGAGCAAAGCAAGCUACAAAGACAGUUAUCUCAAAGAGAUAAAAGAGGUUCAUCCGGGAUGGCUGGAGGAAGAUCUUCUGAUGGCAACGUCUCCGAUGACUACGGACAGAGAAGCAGCAGUGGACGAGCUUCGCCUCUCCCAGUUCGCAAGUCAGUUGCCGCCACCCAGACACCAGGCAACAUCCAUGCCAGACUUGCUCGCAAGACAAGUACAGAUUCUUCGGGACUUGUAUUCAGACCACCCUACCAACAAACCCCAGGGGACGAGUCCACAGAGUCAUCUCCAGAACAGAGGUUUGGUCCUCCAGCUCAGGGUGCUGGACGGGGCAGCAUGGUGGCAGGAGGCGUGGCAGGAGGCGUGGCAGGGGGCUUGCCCAUCUCUACCUCACAAAGCAGUGGCCUGGAAGGGGGCAUCAGGCCGGCAAGCAGGUUCAGGGACCUACAGUUCACUAAAAAGCCUCUGCAUAUACCCUACAGUGAGUUUGAACCUUAUAAGGCCGAUAUACGAAAACGUGUGGAAAUCAGUAGGACUUCAGGGUUGGAUGGUUUGUUAGGUAUUCAUGUCAUGUCAGGUCAGGGGCUCAAGUCUUCGAAGACAAGUCUACGUGACUUGUACUGUGUUGUGGCUGUGGACUCUAUAAACAAAGCAAGAACAAUGAUACGCACUGGUGCUAUUAAUUUUGAUUGGGAUGAAGCGUUUGAUGUGGAGUUGGAAGAUUCGAAGGAAGUGUCAUUUCUUAUAUACCACUGGGAUCCUAACUACAAACAUAGACUGUGUUUUCAUGGGUCUGUUCUCCUGCCCGGCUAUGUUCUCAGUGGGCAGAAGAAGUUUGUGGCAAUAAAGAUGGAGCCCAAGGGUAUUCUGUUUGUGGCAAUGUUGUACAAGGAACCUGCAGUGUCUCUACAGCGUCUGCCGUCUGUGAAGAAGAACGCUCUGUUCGGGGUGGACCUAGAGACAGUGAUUCAGAGGGAGAAGUCAAUACUGAAUGUGCCACUCCUUGUCCACAAGUGUAUUGAGGAGAUCGAGAGGCGGGGCCUGGAGACCAUAGGCAUCUACCGAUUGUGUGGGUCUGCCAGACGCAAGGUACUACUCAGGGAGGCCUUUGAGAAGAAUGCACAGGCUGUGGAUCUAUCUCCGGAGAAUGUGUCCGAUGUACAUGUCAUCACAGGUGUGCUAAAGGAUUACCUUAGAGAACUGCCAGAACCACUGUUCACCAACGCCCUCUACCAGAUGCUGUUGGACGCACUGAGCGUGCGUCUCCCCAGCGACCCUGAAGGAAGCGCCACACUCAUGCUCAGUAUUCUAGAGUGCCUUCCCAAAGCCAACCAGGACACAAUGACAGUGGUGUUGAACCACCUGAAGCGAGUAGCGUCCAACUCGGACAAGAACAAGAUGACCUUGGAGAACCUAGCCAUCUGCCUGGGCCCGGCACUUCUGUGUCCCUCUCCCGCCACUUCCACAGACGCAGCCCUCGACUUCAAGAAGCACAUCGAGGUCCUUCUCUACCUCUUGCAGAUCUGGGACAAUGGCAGCAACACAAGCACAUCCAAGUCAUCCACUGCUGACACUGUGGUUUCCGUGGAGACGGGUUCUGGUGGAGGCACCACAGCAGAGUCAUCUGAGGGUCAGCCACGGCAGGAGCGUAUCGCAAUGGAUGGAGACUAACAUCCAUCGGUUGCCACAGACACAGACUAGACGCUUCAACCGUUUGUUGCCUGUCAGACUAGUGGCUUUGACUAUUGUCUUGGACUCAGCUUGUAGAAUUAAGGACGCUAUAAGGCGAGGUCAUCCAAAGUUCCAAACCAACACUGCCAAUAUCACAUUAUGUUUCCAGCGUACGACUACGUGCGCUGCUCUGUGUUCUGGGUGAGUGUGUAUUGUGGGACCUUCAGCCCAUCCAUCACCUGUACAUGCCAUAGUGUUGAUGUUCGUAUGUGUGUUCAGAAACCAGUGGAGAUUGUUUAUAGCUAAGAUCAUCUGAUGAAGGGACAUCAGACCAUGAACCUCACUUUUGUAUUGAUUUUAGAACCAAACGCCUAUAUUGAUACACAAAGCUGAAUUUUCAAAGAAGAAUACUCUGUUGUUAUUUUAUACAACACAUUUUAGUGGACAAAGUGCAAUAUAUUGACAGCUUUUGCAGCAGUCUUCAGCAAAUGUUCGUCCGUCUCACCUGUUGACAAUUUGUUGACAUCUCCUGUAGUUGGAGCAGACAUCACUGCUACAAACUCGGAACACCACCACCCCAUCAGCACCUCCUCCUUCACCCCUGCUGGGAGCCUACUGUCAUGUGACCUGUCUGCAGAUCUACACCAAAUUUGAUGCCAAUCCCUCAGUUAGAUGAUAGAUCAAGAUGUUGGAGCAAGUUCAGUCAAGUCAUAACACCUUUAACUGUUUGAUGACUAGAUAGUGAGUGUUUGUCUGCCCCGUCGGGUUCUAGAUGUAUAGUUGGAGAUACUGGAUGAAUACGGGUCAUCGAAGCCUGGAGCAGGAAGUGUUGUGGAAUACGGACAUGCCUGUGUGGGAUGACUAGAACAUGUAGUUGGUUGGUCAUAGAACUAUCUCACAUCCAUAAAACCUCUUGUUGAUUAACUCUGGUGAAGUGAAUAAUAUUUUUGGUUCAUGAGUUUGUUACAAGAUAACUUACAAGGGUUUCCAUUGUCUAAGAAUAACACUGACUAACAAGGCCAGAUAUUGGCUUAUUUUGCAUCUAUUGAAGAAGACAGGAGUGUGUAAAAAUCAAUAUGGAUUUUUUAAAGUUUUAUCAUAUAAAUUUUUGUCUUAUGAAAUUUAGAAUAUUAUGAAUUCAAAAAUCAGAAAUUUGAAAUGUGUUAUUGAAAUUUCAUUAACUUUAUAACAGUGCUGUUGAAUAAUGAAAUGAAUCCUAUAAGAUCUGAUGUCGGUCUGUUGAUUAAAUGUAGAUGGUGUGGAACUUUUGAAAAAGGAAACAGUACCUUCCUUUCAUUCCAUAACAAACAAAAUUGGCAAAUAAUUUAAGCGAGUGAUACAGUAGUCUGAAGUUCAACCAACUGUAACACAUACAGUAUUCCACGUCAGUGUGUGUACUUCCGGUCAGGGCGAUGUUGCCACUCUGAGAGCAGCUACAUGAAUGGUGAAUUUAACCUUUAAUCUUGAUACAUGAGAAAAAUGGCACGCUAUCAGUGCAUGUAGUCACACAUCCGACAAUCGGUCAGCCUCGCUGACAAUAACACGGCAAUAAGCGGUUUCACUGUCACACGAAGGAUUUUAUAUAGAUAUACUCAUUUGUUUCCAAAUUAUAUAUUACCAAGCUGUCAUUAUUGCUUUUUGAUAGUUUCAUGCUUAAAAAAUUGUCAGAACUGUUAACUUCAGUGAUGAUUUUACAGAGCUUCAAAAUAUUUCUAAGGAUUUAAAACAAUUUAGUAAUUGUGUUUUUGAAACUAAUGGGAUUUGCUUACAUAAUUACAUAUGUAAUAACAGUUUGAACAGAGAGAGAAAACAAAUACCUCAGUUUCUUUGGAAGACAGCAGCUAUUCGGGUUCUUAUCAUCAUCGUCAUCAACCUGAACCAGCCUUGCAUCAUUUUUGUAAGGGAGAUAACUCUACACAUUUGAACAAGGGACUUUCAGCAAGGUCAUGCGUGAGAAAACAAAAUGGCUGUUUGUGUUGUCUACUUAUGUACCUGUUAAAUUCAUAAUGGGCAUAAUUUGUCAAGUAUGUUAUUUGGAAGGGAUCUACAUGGAGAAUCUCACACAAACUAGCCCCUUUGUCAAGAAAUAAAAACUUAAGACUUUGUACCGAAACUAUAUUAGUUUAUAUAUAGGGGUUUCCAUAAUGAUAUAAAUUAUUAGUAGAAUAAUGUGUAUCAUACAACUUAAAUUGCCUUUAUAACCAGGUACCUUGUCUGUUAUGAAGAAAGAGUUGUGUGCGACAGUUGGACUGAUUCUGUGAUGAACGUCUCGGGCGUUCCAGCGCACAUCUCUGUGUGGUCGACAUUCAGCGGUUGUGGCGUCCUACAUUGCACUUUUCUAUAUUCUUAUACAACAACUAGUGAGAGAAAUUGUUUUAGCAUCUGUAACAUAUGUACUCCUGUUAUUCAAUGCCAUUGUUGAAAUGUUGUAAUAUACUUUAAUGUUUGCUCCUGUUUCCAAUGCAGAUUUGAAGGUUGUGGCACGAGGCUAAGAAUCAGUAUUUAGCAACUCACUCUGUUGUACUUGGGAAGGAUUUAGAUGACUGUUGUCCGUCUCGCGUUCACGUUGUGUGACAUAUACUGUCACUUUCACCAAACUGGCUUCUAUUCUGUUGCUUUCUGCUCUUCGACUGACAACAUUGGUUUCAAAUGCUGAACCUACUUGACAAACAUGAAGUAGAUGGUGUGAAGAAUCUGUAAAGUUGUGGCCUCAGGUCCAAUAGCUCCAAAAUAGCUCUCAGUUCUCUUUCACAACAGGGACGGUAGGGUAGCCUAGUGGUUAAAGCGCUGGCUCAGCGCACCGAAGUCCCGGACCGAUUCUCCACAUGGGUACAAUGUGUGAAGCCAAUUUCCGGUGUCCCCAGCCGUGAUAUUGCUGGAAUAUUGCUAAAAGCGGCGUUUAACCAUACUCUUUUCACAACCAGAAAAUUUUGAAAUAAGUUUGAAUUUCAACACAUUUGAACUAGGGUAACUUUACACCAAAACAAUGAUGACCUGUUGUAUUGUGGUAUUAAGUAUCUAGGGAGGCGGAGUCCCACGUGUAGUCCACCCCUUACAAGGAUGCUGUAGACGCAAGGAUGGAUUCUCAUUCUGACUGUAUAGAUAGUUGCUGUACUAAAUGAGACAAUCAUGUUUUUGUUAGUUUUGUUUGUUUGUUGAAUCUGUAUCAUGUGUGUAAUAAUUGCUCUUGUUUAUGAUGAAGUGUGAUAUUUUCCUCGUGCAAUAUAAAAGUCUAUUGCCUUAGUUUAUCAGUAGGCCUUAAUGCAGGGUUAAGUGGGCAUAUUGUCACGGGGGCAGUUACCAUGGUAUUUUCUAUCUGCAGCAAGCUAGGUACAUCCAGUUCAGUGGUUCAGUGACUUGCCAGUAAUACUCUUUAGUGUUGGACAAACAUCCAUGUCCAUCUAAGGUAUCACCAGUGGGUGUGCAGAAUAAGUGGAUGCUGUGUUGCAGAACUUCUGCCAAGUCGGGAUCUAUUUAAGUGUACUUCCUUGUUUUACAGACUACCCUCAACUUUACAAGAUUAAUGAUAGACUACUAAUGUUGUGAUUGACUGAAAAUAUACUUUGGUAUGUUUUUUGAGAAAAACAUUUAAUGUAUGAUUUUAUAAAGAUAAUUAUACUAAAAUGCAACUUUUUGUUAACCUGUAAAUAAAAACUAAACUGGUUGGGUCUAAAGAGAAGGAAACAACUUUUUUCCAAACGUAAAUUAAGAUAUUUGUAGUUAGACCACUAUGUUUUCAAGAAUGGCUUAAGAUUAAAGAUUUUCAAAAAUAAAUAUAAACAUAGGUUCUGUUAAGUAAGCAAAUGAUUGUUGAUGUGAGGCACUGUGAGAUAGUGAAUGUUCAAGUCCACCCUAUCAGGAACAGAGAGCUAUACCAAAGCAACAACCUCCCCCCCCAACUGCUAAUUCUGUUUGUGAUAAGUAUUUCAAGUAUCAUGUACAAAUAUUCUGGUUUUGAAUGAGAGGUGAUGUCUUCAUCUUAUUUGUUAUAACUGCAGCUAGUUUGUUUUGUAUAUAAUUCAUCUUUACAGCAGAAAUGUUCCACCAUUGUCUUAGGUUCUAUGAUUUUGUGGACUAAGCCCCCAACUGGGAGGUGAUAUUGUCUCAUAAUCAUCCAGUUUAAUAUUUCCAUGUGCAAUAUUGUUUCAGUUGUUACUUUGUCCAUUAUUUUGUUAUGGUAUUUUGUACAUUGUUAUACAUUGUCUUGUUUGUUGUUACAUGUGCUCAACUCUCAGUGAACCAGUCCACCAUCCUCCAACCCUGAUGUACAGUGUCCGUGUCCUCGCUUCAACGUGACACCCACAGCUAUACACCAGGGACAGGAGGAUGUUCGUUCACAGCUACUCCUUGUCUCAUAGGAUGACAGAUCUUUAUUGUUGAUGUAGCUUUUAGAUUUAGGCUUAAGAUUGGUUUCAGUCAUCUGAAAAUAAUUUGAUUUUGUCUUAUAUUUACAUCAGUGUAGAAUAACAUGGUUAGUUGUGCAGAUACCAAUAAUAAUAAUAAUAAUAAUAAUAUAAAAUGAGUAUCUGUAAUGCGCUACUGACUUUCCGAAGUAUGCCUAACAGCAUUAUUACCAUGGUCAGUGGAUCAGGUUUGCACCCGAUUUUCUUUCUCAGCUCCCUGGGGAGUAUACAACCCAAGCUGCCUGUGAGGCUCUAGAAGGUUGAGUUCCCCAUGCUAGUGCAUGUAGAAGACCAUUGUGUCCCCAGCUGGGAUAUUCCUGGAAUAUGUCCAACAACGACAUGAAACCCAACCCAUGUAAUCAGUGUGGUCAGCUGUAAUAUGCUGUGAUAUUCCUGGAAUAUGUUCAACAACGACAUGAAACCCAGCCCAUGUAAUCAGUGUGGUCAGCUGUAAUAUGCUGUGACAUUAUUCGAAUAUGUACAAAUUCAAGGAAGACAAUUUAUGGAUGUCAACUUCUUUAUUAUGAGGAACACAACGUUUCAGAAUAUAUACUUACUCCUUCAUCAGGUGAUAAAGAAUAUACUCCAAAACGU
Molecule: messenger RNA, 9287 nt
Organism: Haliotis rufescens (red abalone)
Lineage: Eukaryota; Metazoa; Mollusca; Gastropoda; Lepetellida; Haliotidae
Product: rho GTPase-activating protein 100F-like
Exons: 6
Coding region: 1003-4290 (1095 amino acids)
Biological process (GO): signal transduction
Molecular function (GO): protein binding
Source: RefSeq, a predicted model, not a curated record